This is a messenger RNA of Morus notabilis, 898 nucleotides long. Its product is annotated as putative SNAP25 homologous protein SNAP30. Gene Ontology annotation, molecular function: SNAP receptor activity. Lineage: Eukaryota; Viridiplantae; Streptophyta; Magnoliopsida; Rosales; Moraceae. Gene Ontology annotation, cellular component: SNARE complex; plasma membrane. The record is from RefSeq and is a predicted model, not a curated record.
AUGUUCGGGUUCAUGAAAUCACCGGCAAACAAGAUCUCCAAGCAGAUAUCGGUCGACCCUGGAUUCUCAGCCUCUUCUUGCACGAGCCCGAACCUUGAAGAUGCGAAGAACAUGCUUAAGCCCUCCAGAAGAACUUCGUCGGAGCCAAUGUUCAUUGUGCCGGACUUCGAAGAAGAUGAUUAUGACAAGAGAAGAGACAGGUAUCGAAACGAUUUCCGCGAUUCGGGAGGGCUGGAGAGCCAGAGUGUGCAGGAGCUGGAGAAUUAUGCUGUGUACAAGGCUUACAAGGCUGAGGAGACGACGAAGGGCGUCGACAAUUGCUUGAAGAUAGCAGAUGAUAUUAGAGAGGACGCUACUAGGACACUUGACAUGUUGAACCAACAGGGUGAGCAAAUCACAAGGACACACUUGAUGGCUAUUGAUAUGGACAAGGAUUUGAGCCGGGGUGAGAAGCUUUUAAACAGUCUUGGGGGAAUGUUCUCCAAGACUUGGAAGCCGAAGAAGACCCGAGAAAUUUCAGGGCCUCUUAUAACUGCAGAUACCUCAUCAAAAAGGAGUGUAAACAACUUGGAGCAGAGGCAAAAGUUGGGUUUAGCUCCUAUACCGAAAGGAAAGUCGGGUACUCGAACGCCUCCUCCCGAAACUGCAGGCGCUUUGCAGAAAGUUGAGGUUGAGAAGGCAAAACAAGAUGAUGCUCUAUCAGAUUUAAGCAACAUUUUGGGUGACUUGAAGAGCGUGGCCGUGGACAUGGGAAAUGAACUUAACAGGCAAAACAAAGCUCUUGAUCAUCUCUCUGACGACGUGGAUGAGCUUAACUCUCGAGUGAAAGGCACUAAUCAACGAGCACGGCAUUUGCUUGGGAAGUGAGGGUCGACGUUUUUCCACAGCUUACCAAGUU